UUUAACCUUUCUCCCUUCUAUUUCAGUAUAGCAAAGCUAUGGUUCUCCAAUGACCACGUUCAGCAGCAACUCGGCGAGUCGACUCACCAUCCUCCCCAACUACCAACCAAGCCCCCUCAAUCCCAAGGGCUCUGAAAACCCAAGAAAAAUCCAAACUUUACCAUCUUCUUCGAAAACCCCUCAUGACCUUUCCAUAGCUCGACAUGUUAAAGCCCCUCAAAACCGCAUCGCUCCUUCACCUACAAACCCUCCAUUCGCUAUUGGGUUCCCACCAUUUUGUCGAAUUCGCAUCAAGAACCAAGCUUUUCUCCCAACUCUCUCAUCCACCCUUCAAUCCUGCCCCAAACUUGGUGUUCCAAAUCUGUGACAUUCUGUGCGACCCUCAAUGGGAAAAGAGCUCAGAGCUCAGCUGGCUGAGCCCUAAGAUUAGAACCCAUCAUGUGUCAGAGAUUAUUGAGACCCACAAGAAUACAGACUCGGCGUUAAGAUUCUUCUACUGGGUUUCUAAGAGACCUUCCUACCAGCAUGAUAUGAGCUGCUUUUCAUCAAUGCUGAAUAGGCUUGUGAACGAACGGCUUUUUGCGCCUGCAGACCGUGUGAGGAUUUUGAUGAUUAAAGCUUCUAGGAACGAGGAAGAGCUUAAACGGGUAACUGAAUAUUUGAAUGAGAUGAGCCGACUUGGUUUUGAGUUUACAUUGUAUAGUUUUAAUACGCUUUUGAUUCAAUUGGGUAAGUUUGAGAUGUUUAGUAUAGCUCAGAAUGUUUUUACCCAGGUGCUAAGUAGUGGGAUUAAACCGAGUUUGUUGACAUUUAAUACAAUGCUCAAUAUAUUGUGCAAGAAGGGCAAGGUCCAGGAAGCAGAGUUGAUUUUGAGCAAGAUUUUUCAGUUUGAUAUGCUCCCGGAUGUUUUUACUUAUACAUCAUUGAUUCUUGGGCAUUGUAGAAAUCGUAACUUGGAUUUGGCAUUUGAGGUUUACGAUCAGAUGGUGAAGGCAGGUUGUGACCCGAAUUCAGUUACGUAUUCAACUCUUAUCAAUGGGCUAUGCAAUGAGGGGAGGGUGGAUGAGGCACUGGAUAUGCUUGAUGAAAUGGUAGAGAAAGGGAUUGAACCCACAUCAUAUACUUACACUGUCCCAAUUGCUUCACUAUGUGAGGCCGAUCGGCUGGUGGAAGCAAUUGGGCUUUUCAGAAGGAUGAGAAGCAGGGGUUGCCAUCCUACCGUUCAUACUUAUACAGCUUUGAUCAGUGGGUUGUCUCAGACGGGGAAACUCGAUGUUGCUAUUGGACUCUAUCACAAACUUUUGAAGGAUGGUUUGGUCCCAAACACAGCUACCUUCAAUACAUUGAUAAAUGGAUUAAGUGAGACAGGAAGAUAUGACCUGGCUCAGAAGAUUUUUUAUUGGGUGGAGAGACAUGGGACCUUGGCAAAUACCCAAACUCACAAUGAAAUCAUCAAAGUUUUCUGUUUGAUGGGUAACAUUAAUAACGCAAUGGCUCUUUUAAGCAAAAUGCUUAAAGUGGGGCCCUCUCUAAAUGUGAUUACAUAUAACACACUCAUCAAUGGAUACCUCAAUGGAGGUCAGUUAAACAAUGCUAUGAGGUUGUUGGAUUUUAUGAAAGGGAGUGGAUGUGAACCAGAUGAAUGGACUUAUACUGAACUUAUUUCUGGGUUUUGCAAGGCGGGUAAGUCUGACUUUGCAUCUACUCUUUUCCAUGUGAUGGUAGAACAAAGAAUUAGUCCCAGUCAGGUCACCUACGCUGCUUUGAUUGCUGGAUACUGUAUAGAGGGGAAAGUAGAGGCUGCAUUGUCAUUAUUUGAGCAGAUGGAGGAGAAGGGUUGCUGUCCAAGUAUUGAAACCUACAAUGCCAUUAUAAAUGGUUUGUCCAAAGAUAAUCAGUUUGUUAAAGCUGAGAAACUAUGUAAAAAGAUGGAAAAGCAAGGACUGGUUCCAAAUGUCAUUACCUACACGUCUCUAAUUGGUGGCCUCUGUAAAAGUGGCAGGACUGACCUUGCGUUCAAAGUCUUCCAUGAAAUGGGAGAACAAGGUUGCUUGCCGAACUUGUAUACAUAUAGCUCACUCAUGUUUGGGUUAUGUCAAGAGGGCAAGGCUGACAAUGCUGAGACGUUGCUUGAUGAAAUGGAGAGGAAAGGAUUGGCUCCUGAUGUGGUAACAUUUACCACACUCAUUGAUGGUUUUGUUAUGCUUGGUAGGCUAGAUCAUGCAUUCUUGCUUCUUAGGCGAAUGGUUGAUGUGGGUUGCAGGCCCAACUACCGAACAUAUGCUGUGUUGGUCAAAGGGUUGCAAAAGGAAAGUCAGUUGCAGACGGAGAAGGUUGUGGGGCUCGUGGCCCAACAUGAAGCAAUGUAUAGUUGCAGCUCUGAUGAAAGCUAUAACUUUGUUGAGGCAUUGUGCAAUCUCUUAGCUAGGAUGUCAGAGAAUGGAUGUGAACCUACUGUUGAUACCUAUGGUACUUUAGUGAGAGGCUUGUGUACAGAAGGCAGAUAUUAUGAGGCAGAUCAGUUGGUGCGGCAUAUGAAAGACAAAGGCCUGUGCCCCAAUAGAAGGAUUUAUCUGUCUCUAUUCUUUGCUCAUUGUACGAAUUUAAAAGUGGAAUCUGCGCUGGAAAUCUUUGGCUUGAUGGCAGAUAAUGGAUUUGAGUUUCACUUAUCAGCUUAUAAGGCACUUAUUAGUGCUCUCUGCAGGGUGUGUCGGGUGGAAGAAGCUGAAACUUUAUUCAAAAGCAUGCUAGAAAAACAAUGGAAUACUGAUGAGAUUGUUUGGACUGUGUUAAUCGAUGGUUUACUGAAGGAAGGGCAAUCAGAUCUAUGCAUGAAGCUUCUUCAUGUUAUUGAAUCUCAAAAAUGCAGUAUCAGUUUCCAGACAUAUGUUAUCUUGGCCAGAGAACUUUCUAAAGUAAACAAGGAGAGGGGGAGUUCUCAAAUUGUUAACAGAGCAAGUGAUUUAAAGGGUGUAUAUUGAUCAUGGUUUCUUUAUACACAUGGAGAAAAAGGAAAUUCGUUAACUGAGUUCCAUUAAUGAACUAAUAAGAAAUGAUACUUUUUUUUGCCUGAGGUGUAUAUAUUCUUUUGCUGUGACAAAUUUGCAGCUUGAUCAUACAAUAAAUGGUAUGUAGAUGGCGCUUUGCCUUCGAACCUUGUUAACAUUCGUUUCUUUCUAUUACUGUCUUUGAUGAUUAUCAGAAUACUUUAGUUCUGUUGUCUUUUGAUUAAUUUGAUCGCAAUAUUUGUCCAAUAGUCACCAAGAAAAUUCGUUCAAUGUUUACUAAGUUUGUUAUCCUAUCUACAUGGAAAUGACAAGUUAUUUUCAGAAGAUAAUUGUCUUCGGUUGGAACUGAAAAUCUGGUGUGCAUGAAGCAGCAACCUAAGGACUGUGUGUACUGUUUGUCAAUUGGUUUGGGGAUUAAGAUGUUUCUGCCUAUGCAGGCUUCUUAAUUACAUGGAUUAUCUUAUCUAGGAAGGCUUCUUAAUACAGAAAUAGUGAUGUGUGCGAUCAUCCAGGCAGACUUCUUAAUUACAUGGAUUAUCUUCUUUAUGGUGCUCGUUUGUUUGGUUUUUCAUUGUUUGACAUGCUUACACAAUAUUUAUUCUGGCAUUGUGUUUAUAAAAUGGAAUUGAGAGCUAGACAUUCUUGGCAUAUAUACUUGCAGGUGAUACAGCUUGGACGUCCCCUAGUGGAAAGCUUCCUCUUUCCUCAGAAAAUUUUGACAAGAAGAUGUUAAGGUACACCUUGUUUGAUACCGAUGUUGGUUUAUUUCGCUGUUGUUACCUCAUACAAUUUUGAUUCAUUGUAUUCUUUACACCAAGAGUCAUUUAUAAAAUAUACCUCAGUUUUACAAUAGCAUAUGUUAUGGUUCAUUUAGUAAAUUUUGGUUUUAUGUUUUAGUUUUAGCUUUGAUGGUCAAAAUCAUCCUUUUUUUUAAUCUCUCCCUCGUCUCUUUUUUCCUUCUCUCUGUUAUUCUUUUAAUAAGAAAAAGAAAUAAAGAAACUAAAGGCAAAAAAAUCUAACCAAAUUCCCAUGGGAUGGUCUCUUGAUUCUGUAUUGGCAAGUAGAACUAUUUUACUGUGAAUUAUCAACAAAAAGUAAUCUACAGUUGCCACCUGAUCUAAAUCAACUUAAAUAAUGUCUGUGAUUCAGAAUUCCAGGAUAAAUUAUACUUUAUAGUUGACAUGAUGAAAUUAAUUUAAUUAGACAUUUUUGGUGUAGGGUUACUCAGGUCCUUCUAAAUCGAGCUCAAUUUGCACUAGGGCUCUUAGAAAGAACUGCUGGCCAAGAUUACUGAACUAGUCCACUUUUUUUAAUCUGCCUCUAAUUGUUCUAAUAUGCAAAUGCCAGUGUGUGUGGCCACUUUCCGUAUGUGGUGUUCAAUUUUUUUCAUUUUCCCAAAGGAUGAUAGCACUCUAAAUCUUUGUAGGGUUUUUGAUUGGGGUCGAGAUGAGCUCAGAGUUUGCUUUUUUUGUCACUUUCUUUGUGCUUCGCUGAUCUUUGCCUAGUAUUUGCUGGGAUUCCCACUCCUUAAAUAAAGAAGGGUGGAAUGAAUAAAGGCUUGGUAAUGCAUGAAGACCCUAUUAUUUCCUAUACACAAGUGAUAUUGUAUGGGUAUGAACUAUAUUGUGGAUCAAUCUAGAAAGGUAAAAACGCAUUCAUUAUGGUGUGAGUUCUAGUGUUCUCACCUUUCCUCCAAGUCUAAACCUAUACAAACCCCCGAGUAUGAGAAACCCUUUGAGUGAAAAGUAAAUUAUUAUGUGUAUGCAAGAGAGAAUUUUGUGGUGAAAAUCUCUGGAGGUGAAUUUGGAAGACUCUGGCUUCCCGGCAGUCAGUUCUUGUGAGAUUGUUCCUUUGUAAUCCUUGGUAUCUUCCAGUCCUGUCCACACAAAAAAUUUCUUGUAAUUCCAUCAUUUUAUAUAGUAAAGAAGAAUUUGUUCCU
Molecule: messenger RNA, 4947 nt
Organism: Prunus avium (sweet cherry)
Lineage: Eukaryota; Viridiplantae; Streptophyta; Magnoliopsida; Rosales; Rosaceae
Molecular function (GO): protein binding
Source: RefSeq, a predicted model, not a curated record